This is a messenger RNA of Arachis duranensis, 894 nucleotides long. RefSeq lists its product as uncharacterized. NCBI's taxonomy places the organism in Eukaryota, Viridiplantae, Streptophyta, Magnoliopsida, Fabales, Fabaceae. The transcript has a single exon. The record is from RefSeq and is a predicted model, not a curated record. The coding region runs from base 1 to 894 and encodes 297 amino acids.
AUGAGCCAAUCCCACGGAGAUGUCAGUCACUCCCGCGACGACGCCAGCCGAUCUCGCACCCGCACCCGCACCCGCUCUCCUUUCCGAAGACUAGAGAGCCGAGAAAGGAGUCCAAUAAAGCGCGACGAGGUAUACACGCAGGCGACCUCUCGACCCCACCAGGGCAGGUUCGAGGUUCGCGGAGAAUCCCAAAGAAGGAAGGCCAAGAAACAACAGGAACCCAUAAUCAUGGGGGCCACCCCCUUCCAUCCCUCAAUCCUCAAGGUCCUGCUUCCGAAGAAUUUCGAAAAAUCGACAGACAUGAGGUACGACGGGACCAAGGAUCCCCAGGAGCACCUAACAGCUUUUGAAGCAAGGAUGAACUUGGAAGGAGUAGGCGACGUGGUCAGAUGCCGAGCAUUCCCUGUGACGCUGGCCAGCCCAGCGAUCCGAUGGUUCAACGCCCUCCCACAAGGGUCCAUUGCGACCUUCGUGGACAUCUUCCAAAGCUUUCUGGCUCGGUUCACGACACGCAUAGCCAAGGCAAAACACCCAAUUAACUUGCUAGGGGUCACCCAGAAACCCGGGGAACCGACUAGAAAGUUUUUGGACAGGUUCAACGAUGAAUGCUUGGAAAUUGACGGCCUCACGGACUCGGUCACUAGUCUUUGCCUAACAAACAGCCUGCUAAACGAGGACUUUAGGAAGCACCUCACAACUAAGCCUGUAUGGACUAUGCAGGAAAUUCAAAGUGUGGCCAUGGAAUACAUCAAUGAUGAGGAAGUAAGUCAGGUUGUAGCAGCCAAUAAGUGGCAGCUCCCUAACUCUUCAGCGCGGCAGGUCUCCCAGGUCGAUAGAUACCAGGAGACCCCCAGGGACGGAACCCCAGCCAAGCAGCACAAACAACCUUCGUGA